ACACACAGCCACAGUCGACCGCGCUGGCCGACGCGGUGCACGUCUGUGCUUGCGCGCGCUUUUUGCAUUUUAAAAAGUUAAACGUCAAAACUUUUCAACACACUCAAUUUGAAAUUUUGAACAUUCAAAUUUUAGGAAUGUAACUGGAUUAUUUAAACGGAAUAAACGUUUUGUGCCAUAAUCGCAGUGAUGUUAUAGUGCGAGGUAGAUUGUAAGAAUACAAAAUGGGUGUUUUAACGAGGUUCCUCUUAGUGACCGUCUUGCUGCCUUGUGUUUUGGGCCAAGCGCAAGCCGAGUGUUUUGGUGCGGGUAGCGUCGCAGGAGCCGCUAUCGGUGCUUUCCUUGGAGCCCUUUUACUGGUUGCAGCCGCUUACUACAUAAGGAAACUGUAUUGGAAGUCACGCAAAGGGAAACACCUCGUACUAUCCACGGAUCCGGAAUCCGUGAAGGAUGAGUUCGCGUUCGACAACCCUGGCUUCAGGCAGGAGGAAAGGCAGGCAUGGAGGCAUGAAGCGCCCACAUUGCCUCUGGGAGGCAAGACCAGCGCCCUACAAGCCGAGUUUACCAGACCCGAGCACAGCAAAGAUGAUUUAUACCUACAGCGUGGUCGAGUCCGUCGGGUGAAGCUAUGGGCGCGAGACUUCACCGGUCUAGGGCUGCAAUGUGGUGGAGGCGCGAGGGAAGGUGUUCAUAUACAUUCUGUUUUAAGAAGUGGACCAGCAGCGGCUGCCAAUUUACAACCUGGCGAUAAAAUCAAGAGUAUAAAGAUAGAGUUAACUGGCACACCUCUAGAAGAUGCUGUGGCUAUUCUCUCAUUGGCUUCACCGUAUCCUGUUGAACUCGAGGUGGUUGAAGGUGGUCGUGCGAGUGGUGGAGGCUGGCCUGUUAGACAUCCCUUGCUGAAAAGAGCAGGCUCUACUGGAGAUGUUUCUAUGCUUGAAAAAGAAGGGAAGCUGUUACACCCGCCAAGAUCACCAAAUACGUCUCAUUCUAACAACUCUACAUUAGAAACUAAACAAGGCAAGGGAGGGAUCAAGAAAAUACUGGCCGAAAAGAUUAUAACAACAACCACACUUGAGAGAAACAAGAAAGAGAAGAAAGAUGGCGCACCUUCAACGUUAGAAAGAGAAAAUGAAAAGAAUCUAAAAAUGGCGGGCAAAUCAAGACAUUCCGAUAUACCACCUGGGUUAAGUAAACCUGAAAGGAGUAAAAACAGGCUCUCCUCUGGAAGUGACAUUCAAAUUAUACAACCUGAGAACGGCAUCGCACAAAUAGAACAGGCAGAAGUACAAAAAAGAGAUUAUGAUCCUAAGAGAGGUAUGAAAUUCGGUAUUAGAGUACUUCCGCCCAACGUUCCAGAUGACGGCGUCCUUAAACAGAAAAGCCCGGAAAAUGGAAACGUUGUGUUAGAAAAGAAAUCAGUUGAUGAACCAGAUAAGCCUGAACCCCAACGUCCAGCUCCGACUGCGCAUAUAAAACACGAGUCAGAAAUGGAAACUAAGAAACCUGUAGUAGCCAAACGGCGAGAAAAGAUGGCUCCACCAAUACCCAACGCUCGUGUAAAGACAAAUGAUUCGGAAACAUCAAUAAACAGCAGUGUUGAUUCCAAAGUAUCUGACGCCUCAUCGUUUGCCAGAAGCGACCUCAACUCUAGUGGAAUCAAAAGAGAUGAAAAUGGGAUUCCACAAGAAUUACCAGCUCAUAUGUUCGAGGCGGCUAAAGCUGCUAGAAGCAAUAGAAGAAGUUCCGCGGACUUGGUUCAAGAGAAAGAAAAAGGAGACACUAAAAAAGAAGAAGCACCAAAACCAACAAAGAAAUCUAAAGGAAAAGCGCCAUCUCCUCCAGAUUCUGAUAAAAACAAAACGGAUGAUAGUAUUCUAGAACAACUAAAGAACGUUAACGAUUUCUUGAGUAACGAAAAACAACAUUCCAGUCUUUUAUAUGACACAUCUAUAUCGAACAAAUCUACUUCGUCUAUGUCAAUUUCCUAUAAUACCUCAACUCCAAAAGUUAGUAAAACCAAACCAUCUCGUAUUGAUGACUCCAUUAAUUUCACACAAGAUGACAUAGAUGACAUCGUUUCUAAACCAUUCAAAAGAGAAAGCGAUUCUUUAAACAAUUUCUUCGAAGAUUCUAAAUCUAAUUUAUCUUCAAAUCAAGAUGUUCAUUCUGUUGUGUCUUUGAAUAACAGCGACAAGAGCGAGAAAGGCUCUACUACAAUCGAACUUAAUAAUAGUGAUAUUACAAUACACAGUUCUCCUUUAAACGAUACGGUGAAUUCAGCGUCGGAUGAUACAUCUUUGUUGGACGAAAAUGAGAGGAAAGCAGCUUCUUUGGGAGAUUUGUCCAGAUUUGAACUUAGAAUCAAGACAAACAAACCUUCCACCGGUACUUUAGAACGGGCACAAAGCUUAGAUAUAUCUGCGGAAGAUGCUGAGAUUCAAGAAAGUGCUCUAUCACCGAAAAAACGUAAAGCGAUGUCAGUUGUUGAAACAACGUUCUUUGAUUCGGGCACAGAGGAUGCGUCAUCAGAAAUAAUUGACCCAGAGAAAGGCGUAGUUUUAAAACAAAAAGAACCAAGAUUGAGUUUGAAUAUAGCAAAAACAUCAGCUAUUGAAGGCCUUAAUACGUUCCAGAGGAAUCGUCUAAAGAAAGCGUCAGAGUUUGGGAAUUUAGAAGAUGCUAUAGUGAAAGGUUCGAGCAGUUCCAUUGAUUCUGACCAACAAGAGAAAGAAGCUCAUAUUAAAAGAGCACAGGCUAAAGAAGUCGAUGUCUUACAUCAAGGAGAAAGUCACGAAACCUCAGAUCAUUUAGCAAGAAGAAUAAUGGAUGAAAAUAUGAAAGUCCACUUCAAACUUGUCUCAGAAUUCGCUAAAACCACAUCAGAUGGAAGCAACACAAGUUCUAUAGAAAAUCAAGAAACGUAUACAGAUGCUGGAAGUAGAUCCCCGCCGUUGGAAUACGAGGAUAAAAUAAGCAUGAAUUUUGACACGAACAUGCCAGAUGAUUUAAAAAUGUCGCGAAACUCUUACGUUAAUAGCUUAGAGAGACCUAAGUCUGACAUGAUGAAGAAACUGUUGGCUAAAAAUCCCAUUUUCAACGUUCAUAUAGAUCAAACUCAAAAACACGAAGCUACGACCAGCAAAGACCUACCAUCUAUGACAGAUUCAUACAAAUCAGCCAUGCAUCAACCGGACAUCGUCAACUUUGACCUAAAAACAUCUGAGCCUAAAGGUCGAGAUUACGAUGAGUUCGUUAGCAACAUAAGAGUGGGAUCAAAUAAUAACAGUUUGAAAAUGACCAAGAAACCUCAGGAAAACUUUAGCACAGAAUGGUCGGGAACCAAAGACGCACACAGUAGUAAUAUAGUUACAAUAUCAACGAGCGACAAAAGCAUACCUUCAGUUGAAAAUAGAAAAUCUUACACCAAGUCUAUAGAGAUAGGUGAACCGGUGAUGAGAAUAGUACCAGAUGUUAUAGAAGGUACUAAGAUAAGAAACGACCAAAGAGAAAAUAGAACUUUAUACAUGGAACCGGGGAAUGUUUCUCUAACUAUGACACAAGAACCUGUACAAAAAACUGUCACAGUAAACGUAACCGAAGAUGAUUUUGAAAAUAAAGUGAUAACACAGAAUGUUGAAAAAUACUCAACACAGUACUUGACUACGCGCACCGAAGCACCUCUACAAGUCGAACAAAUUAGUUUUGGAAUUAUGAAAAAUCCAGGCGACAUAGAUCAACUGAAUUUAGAAGAAGGUGAAAUCAAAGAUUUCGACAAAAAGCUUUUGGAUGAAAUUAAAAGACAAAAUCCAAACAUGCACUUCACAUCUGAUGAACCCUCAUACACAAAAACUGAAACAAUAAUAUUAAACACAACUGAAAUGGACGAGGAACAAGCAAAAGCACUAAUGGAAAAACUACAAAACGAUCCUAGUUUUAUGGCACAAAAGAGUCCGGAAGAACUCUCACGUCUCGGUAUAAGGAUAGUUCAAGAUUUGGAAGACGAACAAACUGUCACAAAAGAUUUAGUAGAAGCAACCAAAACUAGAUACUCCAUAAAUCCAACGAUAAUGCCAAUAACACAGCACGAAUCUAAAACUGAAUUAAAAGACCAUAUAACAGAAAUCCAAGUAGUGACACCGCAGACAGAAAAGAAUCAGAAAAAUGAUUCUACAAAAGAUAAAGUUGCAAGCAGACAAAGAGCACCAGUUUACGAAGAGCCCUUGCUAUCCUACGAACUCGAUAUCGAACUGCUCAACGAUUUUAUCUUGAACGAAAGGCAUCACACAGCGAAACAACUUAACGAAAUAAAGAAACGAACGAAAACCGAACCAAAGAAAAGGCAUUCAGAUUUCGAUCUACCGAGAAAUAGUCACAUUAAAUUCCGUACAGCGACAUACGAGUCUCCUAAAGGGACGAUAGUAACAAGCACAGAUCUAGAAAACCGUAGACUGUCCCAACUCGAUCAGAUGACGUUGAGAUCGGCUGAACAACCGGUUGUGAGUCAAAAGCCGGCGAUUUCCGCGAAACCGAGUAAUAUACCGGUUAAGAUGUCGGAGAAAUCGAAAUCGGUUUCUCAGGUAUCAUCAAAAAUACCGGUUUUCGGUACUGUCAAAUCUCUCAGUCAAGAGAAUUUGUCGGACAGAAACUUUUCACUACCUCGCUCGCCGCCGCCCAGUCUCAGCGGCAGUUCGGGAAAUAUUUCCGUAACAUCUAUUAUAAAAUCUAGUUCUAAAAGUCCUAGCGGGGGCUUGCUUUAAGGAUUUAUACGAUUAUGUUCUUUUGCACAAAUAUUAUUGGAAGAAACAAAUUAUUUUACACGUAAUAUUUUUAUAAACACUAUUCAAACUACUUAUCUGUCAAGAAAAGUUGCUGGAAAGAAAAUGGAUCUUACUAACAACAGUGAAGAAAAAAAA
Messenger RNA from Papilio polytes (common Mormon), 4916 nucleotides. RefSeq lists its product as uncharacterized. Gene Ontology annotation, molecular function: protein binding. The transcript is spliced from 5 exons. Bases 225 to 4760 code for a protein of 1511 amino acids. Lineage: Eukaryota; Metazoa; Arthropoda; Insecta; Lepidoptera; Papilionidae. The record is from RefSeq and is a predicted model, not a curated record.